Molecule: messenger RNA, 399 nt
Organism: Prorocentrum cordatum
Lineage: Eukaryota; Dinophyceae; Prorocentrales; Prorocentraceae
Source: the annotation of a GenBank genome assembly
AUGACCUCCGCCACGUUCCUGGAGCCGCCCUUGGCCGUGUUCCCCGUGGCGAUGCCGCGCCUGAAGCGCUUCGCAAUGGUGCUGGACCGCUCCCCCAACAAGUUCUUCUUCAUGGAGCUGGGCCUCUUCCUCGGUGUGGCGCUGGCGCUCCUGAGCCUGCUCUGCAUGCCACUGCCGCCGGUGCUGUCCGUUCUCGAGACGCUGGUGAUGUUCCCGAUGCUCGUCAGCCCUUCGUGCAUGCCGCUGCCGCUGGUGACGUUCAUAUUCGUGAUGUGCCUGCUCCGCGUGCCGCUGCAGCUGGUGGCGCCCGACUUCGUGCUGCUGGCGAUGCCCUCACUGCUCUCCGUCCCCUUGUCCGCGAAUGGCAUCGAGCCGCACGGCGCAAGACGCUACUCCUGA